Molecule: messenger RNA, 419 nt
Organism: Phaethon lepturus (White-tailed tropicbird)
Lineage: Eukaryota; Metazoa; Chordata; Aves; Phaethontiformes; Phaethontidae
Product: fructose-bisphosphate aldolase A
Exons: 4
Biological process (GO): fructose 1,6-bisphosphate metabolic process; glycolytic process
Cellular component (GO): cytosol
Molecular function (GO): fructose-bisphosphate aldolase activity
Source: RefSeq, a predicted model, not a curated record
AUGGCGACCACGACCUGAAGCACUGCCAGUACGUGACGGAGAAGGUGCUGGCAGCCGUCUACAAGGCGCUGAGCGACCACCACGUCUACCUGGAGGGGACGCUGCUGAAGCCCAACAUGGUGACACCAGGCCACGCCUGCACCAAGAAGUACAGCCCCGAGGAGAUCGCCAUGGCCACCGUCACCGCCCUGCGCCGCACCGUGCCCCCCGCCGUCCCCGGCAUCACCUUCCUGUCCGGAGGCCAGAGCGAGGAGGAGGCGUCCCUCAACCUCAACGCCAUCAACCGCUGUCCCCUGGCGCGGCCCUGGGCCUUGACCUUCUCCUACGGGCGGGCGCUGCAGGCCUCGGCGCUGCGGGCCUGGGCCGGCAAGAAGGACAACACCAAGGCGGCCCAGGAGGAGUACGUCAAGAGGGCCCUG